AUGACACCCUUAACAUUAUAUGGAUUUGUAGUUGAAAGAAUCCGUACUAAUAAGAUAGCGUUAAUAAAGUAUGAAGAAUUAAAACCGACAGAUUGUGAUGAUUCCACUGUAAUGACGUUAUGCGGUAAACGAGUAAAAAUAAAAAAGCUAAAAUAUACUAGUAAAUGCGAUGAUAAUGACAUUAAAGGAUUCGAGUCUUCAUCGAAUGAUCCACUAGAUUGGAAUAAAAAAUUAGACUUGAUACGUCAAGUGGUAAAUGGCUUGAAGUACCUUCAUGAUGUAUCUGUUGUUCAUACAGAAUUGCAUCCAUGUAAUAUCUUCGUGCAUGAUGGAGUGCCAAAAUUAGCAAACAUUGGAAUGUCUAAAAUCCGUACCCAUUGUAACCUUUCUUUUACCCAAUACACCCCUCCUGAAGUAUUGCAAAAAAAAGAUAUACUAAAUAAUAUAAAGCUAAAUAUUUACAGUUUAGGAGUUUUAAUAUGGGAGAUAUGUAAUGAUGGUGUAGAACCUUUUCGUGAAAAUUAUAAUAUUUCUUUAGCAAUUGAAAUAAUUAAUGGUGUUCGCGAAUCACCUAAAAAUGGAACGCCAUAUGAGUUCAUUCACCUUUAUGAAAAAUGUUGGGAUAGAAACCCCAAUAUAAGACCUAAUUGCUCAGAAAUUCUUAAAGAACUAGAAAUUAUCGCCAAACAUGAAAAAGUCAAUGGAUACGAUGGUCAUGAAACUACAAGAUUCGAAUCGAUUAUCGACCACAAUAAUUGUGAGCAAGAUAUUAAAGGUCUAGAAAGAGAAAAAAUGUUGCAAGUAGGAGUUAUUGAAGGAUUGGAUUUAAACAAAGGAAGAAACCUAGUUGAAAAUGAUUUUAUUCUUGGGACAAAAACAAUACUUAGUGAUCUUGGAGAUUUAGACAUAUCUAUUUUAAAGGAUAAAGAUCCAGAUAUUUUUAUCUUUAACGAUAUCGCAAAAUUGUACGUCCCAACUGCAUUAGUGCAAUAUAAUGUCGAUGAUGGUGAUGUGAAUGAGCAAUUUAUUCUAGAUGUCAAAGAUUCACUUGAUAGCUCAGAUGACAAUGUGAAAAAAGAAAGAUUAAAUAAGGCGCUUAAUCAAUGGGGUAGAUUUGUAAUUUCCGAGGUCAUUAUGGGAGGUGCCAUAAUGAUAAAAAAUUGGUCAAAAAUUAGUGAUAUAAAUAAAUCACGUUUAAUGGCAUAUAUUCAAUGGGGAAUAGAUUAUUCAAAAGGUGAAAAAUCUCCAAUAUUUACUAAUGUCUCACUUAACGACUUUUCACAAUUAGAAACCUCGAAAAAAGUUCUUAAGACUGCUGGUGACUUGUAUGAUUGGUUAAAAAAUAUAUAUGACUGUCAAAAUCUAGAAAUUAUUUCUUAUGAAAAAUUUAUACCAUCAUAUCAUUUACUGCCAAAUAAUUUAAUAAGGCAAUGUUCUGCUAUCGAACCUACAAAUGGACCUUCCCUAAGAAUAAUUCCACAAAUAUCACAAACUCAAUAUGAACAAAAAAAGUUUUCAGAAUGGAUAAAGUUACAAACCAAUUCAUUAUUGCAUAAUUGGGUUCAUGAAUUAUCUCUGGAACAUGGUAUACUCUUAAAAUAUCCGCAUUUAGUACAUAGCGAGAAUGUUUGUCUUAAAUUUUCUAAAGAACCUACAGUAACAACAAUGGAAAAGGUUAUUGUUUUAUUAGCACAACCUCGAACUAGACAAGAAGCUUAUUUACUAAUUAAUGGUAUAAAAGAAAGUGUCAAUUUAAAGUUUGAAAAUAUUCCUUUUCUCGAUUAUAAUUCAGUACAUUCAAAAGAACCUUCUAAAAAAAUUUAUUGCCAGAUUAUUGUUAAAUUGGCAAGGAUUUCUUUUAAGUCAGCAAACAUUGAACCUAUCGAACAAAUUUCAGAUAUGGUGGAUCUUUCCCUUAAAAGUUACGAACCAUAUAAAAAUCUCGGUGAAUUAUUUAGUAAUAACUAUGGACAUUUAGUUCCUAAAACUAUAGUUCUGGGUGGAAAGCUAUCAAUUGAGUACGAUAUUACUGAAAAUACUGUUGAAACACUGCGUUAUGAGUUCGACAGUUUUGAUGCAUCAAAAAUUAGAAACAUAUUAUCAAAAUGGGAUGAAAAACAUAAACAUGUCAACACAAAAUUUUUAAUGAGCCAUGAAGAAAUUAUUAACCGCGACCAUAUUGAAAGCUGGUGGAAGAAUCUUACUGAUAAUCCUAAAAAUUGGACGAUUGUAUCAUAUGAAGAUUGGAUCCCGAUGUAUAAAAUUUUAAAACAAACGCAGAGUGAUAAUAUUGAAGAAAUUUUAUGUAACAAUUAUCGUAUUGUUUUUAGUGGGAAAGAAUCAAUACAACGGAAUGAUCAAAUUUCUGUAAAUAUUAAAUUUCCUGGUUCUAUAGAUGAUAACUAUCAAAUUUAUGGAAGUGCUGCUAAGAAGAAUUUAUAUGGAAAUUGGGAAAAUAUUUCUGAUGUGGCUGUUAGAUUUAAUUAUGCUAAUGAACAUGGCUGUGUUGCAACCUUGCACAAAAGCAGAGAGAUAAGGCUAAAUUGUAAUACAUUAAAGAUUUUUUGGUUUGUGGUUUCUAAACAAAGAGGUUAUUAUACUAGUGAAUAUCGAAAUAUUCAAAUUGCUUAUGGAAAACAAAAUAUCAAUAAUUUUCAAACUGAAAUAUCAUUGAAAUGUAAUAACCUUAGUAUGGAAUGCAUUUUAGUAACCUCGUUUAUUUCUCAAUCCUUGAAAGAUACGUCGCUUUAUAAAACACACCUUAAAUCAUGGACGACAAAAGAGGUUGAUUUGGGAAUUAUAAAAAAUCAAAAUAAUGCUAGGACAUGGAAAGCGUCUGAUCUAUAUCCUCAAGGAAUAAUGAUUCAAUGGUGUAUUAUUUAUACCAACAGAGAUAAAUUGGUGGAUAGCAAUGAAUUAUUUCCAUGGAAUGUAUUCGGAAUCGCCCUUGAUGAAGAAUUAAAAAUCGAUUAA
This is a messenger RNA of Cetraspora pellucida, 2973 nucleotides long. NCBI's taxonomy places the organism in Eukaryota, Fungi, Glomeromycota, Glomeromycetes, Diversisporales, Gigasporaceae. The record is from the annotation of a GenBank genome assembly.